Molecule: messenger RNA, 456 nt
Organism: Schistocerca cancellata (South American locust)
Lineage: Eukaryota; Metazoa; Arthropoda; Insecta; Orthoptera; Acrididae
Exons: 6
Coding region: 1-456 (151 amino acids)
Source: RefSeq, a predicted model, not a curated record
AUGCGGCAGGCACGCGCUUCGCACGCCACCGGCGCGGUCCGGCCGCCGCCGCCGCUGCUGCUCCUCCUGGCGGCGAUGCUGGCCGCUGUCGGCGCCACGGCGCACGCGCCGCAGGACCCCGCCGAUACAUCUAAGCCUACGUACUGGGGAUCCGACAAUCGGCUUAUCCGAGGCUAUACGGACAGCAAGGGACGCCAUUACCCACGGCUGCCCUACUAUCCAAUUGACGACGACGACAAUAUGGACAACCGCAUAUCACCGCCGUCUGCGUCGCUGUACGAGAGGCUGCCGUCGCCGCCCCCGCAGCGCCGCCCACAGCAGCCACGCAGACGGUUGAGGCCGGCCGGACCUCGCGAGGGCGUCUUCCGCACCUCCGGCCACGGCAGCGUGCGCAUCCCUUACCCGGGCGCCCACGUCCACGUCAACAACGACGCCCCUUCUCGCAAGGUCUUCUGA